Messenger RNA from Hyla sarda, 2392 nucleotides. Its product is annotated as BPI fold-containing family B member 4-like. The record is from RefSeq and is a predicted model, not a curated record. NCBI's taxonomy places the organism in Eukaryota, Metazoa, Chordata, Amphibia, Anura, Hylidae. Gene Ontology annotation, molecular function: lipid binding.
CGAGCCCAACCCUGGCUAUCCUGCCAUUGUUUUGGGCAUUAUGGACCUUCGUGGGUGUCCUUACCACCUUCACCAUGACCAUCGCACAAGGCCAUUACCGGACAGGGGUCAUCAGCAUCAGAUAAAUUGAUCCAAAGAUGUUCAAACUGUGGCGAGUCUGUUUCACGUGUAUAUUGAUUAUCCAGGCUCAUUGUCUUAAUGCUGCCAUGGGAAACAAUGGGGCUGUGCUUCGAGUAUCUAAAGGAGCGCUAAAUAAUGCUGUCUCAGGCCAAAUGAAAGGAAGAAAUUCGCAGAACAAUUUGAACAUGCCGGCCAUGGGUAGUGGUGGUGGUGACCCUCUUGGGGGUGUGGUUGGUGGGCUGCUUGGUGGUGGAGGAGGUGGAGGUCUUCUGGGUGGUGUCCUGGGAGGUGGAAAAGGAGGUGGUUUGUUAGGAGGUGUACUUGGAGGAGGAGAGGGUGGCGGAGGUGGACUUCUUGGUGGGAUUCUUGGUGGUGGUGGGGGUGGUGGAGGAGGAGGAGGUGGUGGUGGCCUUCUUGGUGGGAUUCUUGGAGGUGGUGGUGGUGGAGGUGGUGGUGGAGGAGGUGGCCUUCUUGGUGGCAUUCUUGGGGGUGGUGGUGGUGGGCUACUUGGUGGCCUUCUUGGGGGGGGGGGUGGUGGUGGAGGAGGUCCUCCUGGUUAUGCAGAUCCUCAUAUUAAUGGUGGCAUCCUAGGAAAUGGUGGUCUGCUUGGUGGACUGCUUGGAGGAGGAGGACUUCUUGGAAUACUUGGCAAUGGAGGACUUCUCGGCACAAUACAGGGUAUAACUGGACUAAAAAUUAUAGACCUUACACUUCCACAAGUAUCUUUGCAUCUUUUGCCGGGUAUUGGAGUUCAUCUCAACCUCUACACAAAAGUGGCUAUCAAUGGUAACAGCCUUCUAGGAUUUCUUGACAUCUUGGUGGAAGUAAACAUUACGGCAAGGACCAGACUGACCCAGGAGACAUCAGGAGUUCCCCGGUUGGUCAUUGAAGAUUGCCAAGCUCUACUUGGUGGGAUAAACAUAAGGCUACUAAGAGGACUACUAUCGGGGAUUCUGGAUGGGCUUCUCACCAACCUUCUUCGAAAUAUUUUACCGGGAGUGUUGUGUCCGGUGGUGAACAUAGUGCUAGACUUGGUCAAUGGCCUCCUCCUCACUGUGAACUCGCUGGUUCCCCUCGGGUUAAUAGGCAGUAUUCAGUAUACGGUAUCAAGUCUUCCAUUAGUCACUGGACAGUUCAUUGAAUUGGAUUUAAAUACAGUGGUGAGUCAGCUGGGUGGUGGCCUCAUUGACUACCCUCUUGGCAACAGUGAGCGCAUUUCUUUGCCACCAAUGAAAGAAGCCUCUGAAUCCCAACUUGGUCUCUCUGCCAAUUUCCUGGGAUGUGUUUUGACUGCUCUGCAAAAAGAAGGUCUGAUGGACCUUGAAAUAACAAACGGAGAUGUCCCUGGAGUUCCACCACUUACUACAACUGUUCUCGGGGGAGUCAUUCCAAAGGUGGCUGCAAUGUAUAGACAAGAAAGGCCGCUCCUCUUAAAGAUUACUGUUCCCAGACCUCCAGUUGUUAAACUACAGAACAAGAAAGGUCUUGUGAUAUUAUUUGUUAAAACAGAAAUCCUGGUCUCCAACCCGGACUCCUCGCUGACCUCACUCUGUGUCCUUGGCGUGGACGCACAGUUAGAAGCUCGGUUUUCUGUAGCAGGAGAUAAACUGAAGAUCUCAAUGUCUGUGGAGAGCACGCAUGUAUCUGUAGUCUCCAGUUCAAUUGGGAAAUUUGAUGUUUCUGUACUAGAGGGAUUAGUGGGUAACUUAAUCAACCUUGCAUUCCUGCCAUCGAUAAACACCAUUGUUGGCAAUGGAAUACCGUUACCGAGGCUGAUGAACAUAGACUUUAGCGAUGCCGACAUUGAUAUCCUGGAUGAUCUUGUUGUAUUAAACGCGUGAAUAAGAUAUGAACUAUGGGCAAUAAAUAAUACCAAUGGUGAUUGACAGUCAUCCACAAAAAAUACCAUGUGCCCUGUAAAAACCAACUAUUUCUCUGCCGGAUGAAUGAAUAAAGACUGUUUAAGAAUUCCAUCAAUAAAGAACCUACAGUCUAUAGACUGAGAUAUGUUAUUUCUUAAUAAUUAACCCCGAUCGCUCCUUGGUUGGGUAGCGUUAAUGGGCCCGCGUCACACCACAUCCGUCACACCCCCUCCCAUAGACAUGAAUGGAGAGGGCAUGGCGUGACUUCACGAGAGGGGACUGCUUUCGUGCUGGGGACUGAUUCUUUAUCCCCUGAGGAAGUCACCUCGUAUGACAGAAAUGCGUCGGGACAGUGUAACAGCCCCACCAGCACAGAGCAUCAUUGACCUUAGUUUAUCAACCCAUUCUUG